AUGGCAAAAGGGAAUGUCAAGUAUGCAGUAGUUGAUACUGAUUACUUUACUAAGUUGGUUGAAGCUGAACCUCUCACAAAAAUUAUGACCAAGAAAUUAAAUCAAGAGAAGAUGCUAUUAGCACAAGAUCCAAAGUACAGAAGAGGGUUCAAAUUUGAUCAUGUGUGGUCCAUUCUAAAAGAUUGUGAGAAAUUUACAAAUGACAACACCAAUUCACCAGCUAGAUUCCAACAACAAGAAGUUCCUAUUAAUUUAUAUGAAAGACCUAUUGGUGUGAAAAAAGCCAAAGGAAAACAAAAAAGUGAUGAACAAUUUAAGAAAUUAAUGGAUCAAAGUCAAAAACUUUCUAACGUUAUAGAAAAAGGUAACUUUGAAAGAAAUGAACUUCUGAGACAAAAGGUUGAUGUGGCUAGAAUGAGAGAAGAGAAUAAAAUUUUAUUUACGGAUUUGAAUUCUAUAUUCGAUCCAGAGUUUCGCCAAUUUAUUCAAAGAGAAAAGAGAAAAAUUUAUAGAUCAAGAGCACAAACAUCCAGACAUGGAGAAAAAGGAGAAGGAUCUCAAUAUCAGGGAUCUCAAUAUCGAACAUCUCAAUUCCAAGGAUCUCAAUAUGAAGAAGAAUAA
Molecule: messenger RNA, 621 nt
Organism: Humulus lupulus (European hop)
Lineage: Eukaryota; Viridiplantae; Streptophyta; Magnoliopsida; Rosales; Cannabaceae
Exons: 3
Coding region: 1-621 (206 amino acids)
Source: RefSeq, a predicted model, not a curated record